Molecule: messenger RNA, 1468 nt
Organism: Propithecus coquereli (Coquerel's sifaka)
Lineage: Eukaryota; Metazoa; Chordata; Mammalia; Primates; Indriidae
Gene: LY6E
Product: lymphocyte antigen 6 complex, locus E
Exons: 4
Coding region: 150-542 (130 amino acids)
Molecular function (GO): acetylcholine receptor inhibitor activity
Source: RefSeq, a predicted model, not a curated record
UGCCUGGGAGUCGCUGCUGCUCCUGCUGCUGCCGCUGCCGCCGCCGCUGUCCCGAACGCGCGAGGCCGCUGGCAUCUGCGUCCGCUGGGCGAGCAGGACAGCCUUCUUUGGAUUUGGAGCUCCUAGACAGGACAUCUGUCCUCUCCAGAAUGAAGGUCUUCUUGGCGGUGCUGCUGGCUGCCCUUCUGGGUGUGGAGCGAGCCCACUCGCUGAUGUGCUUCUCCUGCACGAAUCAGAACAGCAACUGGUACUGCCUGAAGCCGACCAUCUGCUCUGACUCGGACAACUACUGUGUGACCAUGUCUGCCGCUGCUGGCAUUGGGAAGGUCGUGGACUUCGGCUACAGCCUGAACAAAGGCUGCUCCCCUAUCUGUCCUGGCCCAAGUGUCGAUAUCGGUGUGGCGUCCGUGGGCACCCACUGCUGCCAGAGCUUCCUGUGUAAUUUCAGCGCAGCCGACGGUGGGCUGCGGGCCAGCACUGUCCUGCUGGCCCUGGGGCUGCUGCUCAGCCUGCUGCCAGCCCUGCUGCGGCCUGGCCCCUGACCACUCGGACCCGUGCCCCCACCCCUAGCUCAGGAAGGAAAGCCCAGCCCCUCCCAGACUCCUCACCGUGCCUGACACCCUCGCUUGGCCCCAGGGUCAGGCCCACCCCCUACACUUGCCCCAGCCCCCGUCCAGGUGGGGUCAGCUACCCUCACUUUCAAGGACAGUGAUGUGACCUUCCUCAGGGGACUGGGGAAGGGACGAGGAUGUCCCUGGAGUCUUAGGGUGCUGGGGUCAGGACUGAGUCCUGUGGACAUACGGGACCCUUCCUAAGCCCCAGGCCCUGGCGGCCCUCAGGUCGGCUGCACCAGAUGGGGUGCCCAUGAGUGUGGGGGGGCUGUGGUCGUGGGUGGGUCUUGGGCUCUGCAGGUGUGAGUGAGGCUGUGUUUGGGGGAGGGAGGGUGGGAGCAGCCUGCAGAGCCCCAAGCCCACAGAGCCCCUUCCCUGGCAUUGCUGUGCCCACACUGCACUCCUUUGAGGGCACCCCCUGCGAGGCGGGGCUUCCUCUGCUUCCCAGUCUAGGCUCCCACCCCUAAAUCGACCAGCCCUGCCUGCCCCCUUCCACCCCGACUGGAGCCCUCCUGCUGCUUUUGUGCCUCAAAUAAACACAUGUCCCCACCCCUUCUUGCUCUGGGUGUGGCUGCCCCCCUGCCUGGGAGCCCCCUCUUAGCAGGGUCCCAAUGGGGAAGGGAAGAGCAGAGAGCCGAGGUUCAAGGGGCCUGGGGGUCCUCUGUGGCACAGUCCCAAACCGAGGCCCACUUGGGGCCCUGGGGGAGGAGGAGAGGCCCCCCAGCUCCCAUCCAGCUGCUCACAAGGUGUAGAAGGGCACCCCACUGCUGUGUUUUGCACUUUCUCCUCCUCAGGCUGGGCAGGUCAGGGGAGCAUGCACGUGGGGCGGGGCAGCAACCAGGGUGCUAGGACUUGGA